UUCACCCUUGGUCAGCUAACAGUAGUCAGGGGCUCCGGGACGUUCAAGUCUGUCGGCCCGUUAGUUGCGCGGCAGGCUGGCUUAGGCCACCUGGGGCCGAAGGGCUCUGGGCUGUUCCGAGGGGAUCUGGAGGCAUCAGCCCUGUGUGAGGGUGAUCGCCUCCCAGUAGGCAGCCUGUUAUUGAAGAGUUCUUUGAUGGCUUCUGUUUGCUUGGGACAGCGGGUAUCAUCAGGACUAACACAUGGCGAUGAGUGGCGUUUCAAGCUACAGGUUUUAAUUUAUGCAUUAGAAAUGGAGUCAUUGUAUCUUCAGAAGCAUCUUGGGGCAUGCCUAACUCAAGGUCUUGCAGAAGUGGCAAGAGUUCGCCCGGUGGAUCCGAUAGAAUAUUUAGCAUUGUGGAUUUACAAGUAUAAAGAAAAUAUGACUCUCGAAGAACUGAGACAGAAGGAAAUGGCCCAGCUGGAGCAUGAACGGGAGUUAGCUCUGAUGGAGCAGGAGAUGCUGGAGCGGCUCAGGGCGGAGGAGCUCCUGUUUCAGCAGCAACAGCUGGCGCUCCAGCUGGAGUUGGAAAUGCAAGAAAAGGAGAGACAGAGAGUAGAGGAACUGCAGAGAGCUCAAGAACAACUGGAGAAGGAAAUGAGAAUGGAAAGUAUCGCUAAGGGUGAGGAUAGUUUACGUUCAGAGGAAUCACUCCUAGACUCGGGCAAAACCCUAGCUGAAAUUAGCGAUCGAUAUGGAGCACCAAAUUUGAGCAGAGUGGAAGAACUUGAUGAACCAAUGCUGUCUGAUGUCGCAUUAAACAUUGAUCAAGAUUUGUAGGAUCAACGAUCCAGAGCAAGAAAAUAAAAUUUGUUUUGGCUGAUUUAAAAUUUCAAAACA
This is a messenger RNA of Oryctolagus cuniculus (rabbit), 879 nucleotides long. NCBI's taxonomy places the organism in Eukaryota, Metazoa, Chordata, Mammalia, Lagomorpha, Leporidae. The record is from RefSeq and is a predicted model, not a curated record.